Molecule: messenger RNA, 1299 nt
Organism: Symbiodinium natans
Lineage: Eukaryota; Dinophyceae; Suessiales; Symbiodiniaceae
Source: the annotation of a GenBank genome assembly
AUGCCCGAUGGAAUUCCUGAUCCAUCAACCGAAACACCUGAAGCAGCCGCAGCGAGCAAGGGCGGCGACAGGGGCAAGGGCAAGGGCAGCUUUGGCUCCCGCAUGGAGCUGCAAGCCCAGUCAGGCAUGGGAAAGUGCAAGAAUACGAAGGGGGCAGGUCUAGAUCGAAGAGCCGGCGGCGCCGCGAUCGCAGGGCUCAAGCUUCUAAGCUUGGAGGGGCAGACUUGGCUUGACUUGACGGCGAGCACGAGCCGUUCGCGAUCCAACCGCUCCCGCUCCAAGCGCCGGGGCCGGGGCGCUGGAGUUCUGAUGGGCUGGCUGGGGUCCCACUUGCUAGCAAAGCACAAAGGAACCAACUCGAAGGGGAGGAUUUGCUGCAGCUGUGCUCCCGGCCUAGCCCAUGGCCGCUCCGCGACCGGCCAGCGCAUCCGCAUGGAUGUUGUCCAAUACAAUGCUGCCCUCAGCUCCCAUGCGAAAGGCAGCGACUGGGAGGAAGCGCUCCGCCUCUUCGAGGCCCUACCGGAGGCAAGUCUCCAGGCGACGGAAGUGUCGUACACUGCUGCCCUCACCGCCUGCGCGCGAGGCGGCUGGUGGCAGCACGCACUGGAGCUGCUGGCAGAGGUGGACAGCGUGCGCCUGCAGAGCAACGUCUUCACCUUCGGUGCUGCCCUGGGCGCCCUCGGAGGGUGGCUCCAGGCUUUGGACCUCCUAGGAGACCUCCCCCGCCGAGCUCUCCGUGCCAACGUCGUGGUCCUGAGCAGUGUCAUCAGCACCUGCACAGGAGAAUGGCGGCAGGCUCUGGCGCUCCUUCAAGAACUUCGAGAUCUUCAUCUACAGCCCAACGUCAUCACCUACAACGCCGCAAUCUCCGCAUGCGGAGGCUCUGCGCAAAGGCUUGAAGCCCUCCAACUCCUGUCCGAACUUCGGGCGGAGCGGCUGAGACCCACAGCCGUGACAUACAGCGCCAUGAUCAGCGCAUGCCAGGAGCGAUGGCAGGAAGCACUCAAUCUCCUCACCCAACUGCACAAGGACACCCUUGAGGCCAGCAUCGUGGCAUUCGGCGCGGCGGCCGCUGCGCUUGCCAUCGCAGGCCCACUUGUCCCCAAGCCUGGUCGUCUGCAGCUGCAGCAUCCGCGCCUGCGAAGUGGCUGCCUGUUGGCAGCAGGCCCUGGACCUCUUCCAUCACCUUGGCCGCCAGCGGUUGGAGGCCGACAGUAUCGCCUUCAGCACGACCCUGAGCGCCAUCGCUUCCGGCGACUGGCCUCAUGCACAGGCUUUGCUUGCAGAAUGGCCUUCUGA